GGAGAUUUUGAACCUCCUCAAUCAACGAUGGCUGCACAGCUAAUCAACAACCUGUCGAGCACAAACAAACCGUCGCGACAGAAUGGGCAGGAUGACCUGAGAGCCUUGUGGGAGCUUUCAAAUAUGGCCAACAGCGCUGAAGAGCUCUCCUCCCUCGAUUUAAAGCUCGAAUACCAUCAUAAGCUGAUCUACGUAUUCGUACGCCUUGUCUUGGAACCGCUCACGACGGACGACCCCUUCCUAGAUGUUCAAAAUGUGGUUUCUCAGGCAUCUGACGCAAUAGAUGCCUUUAUUCUGGCGAUUAAAGAGACCCCAAGUGUUCUGGCGUACGUCUCAGCACCUGGUUCAUUUCAAGGACGUGAGCACGAGCCCCUAUGGGUUUGGUUGUUUCCACGACUGUUGGCGCUCCUGGGCCGAAGACGAUGCGACUCGUUGACGGAGAAGAUCAAGGAUCUUUUUUUUGUUUCCUUCCAGGCCGUGGCCCGUUCACCGACGCUUUGGUAUCUGGCUUCAUUAUUCUUUUGCUAUCUCAAGGAAUGCGUAACAAACCUCCUCCAGAACCCAUUGAACCUGUCGGACAGGCCGAUUCGGCUCAGCCUCUGCAAUAGCCUUCUCAAUAUAGCCACCGUUUGUAAGCAACAUGAUUCAACUCGCCGAAUUAUAGCUCUGAAUCUUGCGCCUAUUGUCCAUGCUACUUUGAGCGAUGAUAACGCGGUGUCGAUCUUGGGGAAAGAUUUUCAGAAAGCAGGAAUAACAUUAUGUCGGGCCUGUGAAGCAAGCCAACUGGAAGUACCUGACUUAAACAUAUCUGAAAGCUUUGAGAGUACCCAGCUUGAUGGAGAAUUUCGUCUGCUCCAUCUUGGACCAACAGACGGAUAUCAUGGGACCGGCCAAGCUCCACCAAAUAAACGCCGCAAACUUCACUCCGAGCUGAGCCUGUUGGAGGAGAUAACUGCGAAGGUCUGCUCUUUGUUAGGCUCUCAGAAUGUGUCUAACUUAGCUGGACUGAGUGAAAUCGCAGAGGCCGGCUUUGCUGAACUGAGCGAAACAGACCGCUCUAGAGCCAUCGAAUAUCUUGCUAUGAUUCCAUGUGCGGCGAAUGGCUCUUUGACUGUGAUUCAUAAUCAAGAUGGCACAAUCCGAUAUUCAAAAUGUUACCUUUGCGAGAAGAUGCAGCCUCCAGAAUCGAUAAGUCUAGACAAUGCAGCAUGUCAGCAUGUGAGCCAAGAUGCCAUAUCAAUCCUCAGCAAGCUCUUGAAUUCACGGAUAUUCAUGGAGUCGCGCCGACCUCGCGUGCUUGGAUUGGUCGCUGUUCAACGUUUCGCCGUACAUUUCAACGACUCCAGUUUUAUCGAUUUAGAGCUGUCUGCCCUAGGCCAAUGGUGUCUGAAGUCCCUCCACAGCUCAAUAAGGGAGCUUCGGAUUCUCGCCGGGCGUACUCUUUCUGGUUUUCUGGACGGGCCCUCCAUUCGUCACGGCCUAAUAGUCAAAAAUCGAUUCAAUGCGCUCCAAAUGUUGCACAAACUGUCCGAGAAUAAUGGAAUCCACCUGCAAGAGACUUUUGUUCUUGCGUGGGGCCAAGUUGGAAGAGUCGUACAAGAUCAAGAGUUGAACUUUGUGCUCCUGAGGCUACUUGACUAUCUAGGUCAUACCAACCCUAUAGUCUCCGGUGUGGCUUUUAAUGAGAUCUUGAAACUUGCGAAGAUAAAUGGUGUCACUGUUGAGCGAAUGUUCAGUCCAUUUUGGGAUACCAUCGCUGUGAAUGCAGUCAAAGAUCUCCUGGUCCGGCCGCAGACCUCACAAUUAAUAUCUGAUUUACUGGAGAUUUCUGUACCAGAGUUUCUUGUGUUGACUCAAUCUCAUACUUUGCCAUGGCUAGUCAUGCAUAAGAAGACGGAUGUCAUCAAACGAAUAUCGCAAGCUCGCAAAGACGACGAGUUUAAGAUUCGAACUGCUCUAAUGUUUUUGGCCAAAUCCGCGCCUCCUGGCAACCCCAUUCAAAAGAAAACAAAUAUUCUAGGAGCGUUUCUGGAGCAUCAUAUUUUAGGUCUUGUCGCUCGCCUCUCCGAAGUUGUCAAUGACGCUCGGGAUGGGAAACCAAUUCGGGAGAAAAAGCGAUGCAUAAAAGCUAUCGAAGAGAUGGUCAAACUUGGCAAGACAUCAACAAGGACUGCUCGACCUCACAUCUGCGCCUGCCUCCAGUCAGCCAUGACUCAGAAAGACCUUCAAGCAAUCGCUUUCUCUGCGUGGGAAACAAUGCUUACUAACCUUGACGAUGAAGACGUUGAGUUGAUGUUAGAGAGCACUUUUUCCAUCAUAAUUCAACGCUGGGAGGUCUUCGAUGAAGUGACUCGAAAACGGGUAGAAGCAACCCUGCAAUAUCUACUCGAACAGCGUUCUCGACUCAUAAGGAAUACUAUUGUCAACCUGCCAUCACUAUCUCAAUUUCCUCAGCUUGCUGACGUUGAAGAACAACUCAACAAGUUGAGAACGCCCACAGAUGUAGGGAAUUCUUUCCAAAUCUUCAGCCGAAGAAUCAGUCACGAGAAUUCGGGCGUUGUGGCUCAGGCCCUUGUGGAACUUAAAGCCUUCCUUCAAAAGCACCAAUCGUUCCUCCAGGCUUCGGCAGUAAGUGAACAGCCAGAUGUUGUUAUAGGAAUACUUGUCCGAUCAAUACUGGAUGCUUGUGUCAAGUUCAACGAGUCCCGUCGUGACAUCGCACAACUAUCAGCAGAGUGCAUUGGACUCAUCGGUUGUCUGGACCCCAACAGAGUUGAGUCGGUACGUGAACAGCGCGAGAUGAUCGUCGUCAGCAAUUUUAUCGAUCCAGGUGAGACGACCGACUUUGUUCUGUUCAUGUUGGAGGAGGUAAUUGUGAAGGCGUUUCUCUCAUCUACCGAUACUGGAGUGCAAGGAUUUCUCUCGUAUGUCAUGCAGGUACUUCUCGAGAAAUGCGACUUUAGAGAUGUCUGCGUCCCUAUUCUUAGGAACGGCCAGCGAGAUUCCACGGAACCCAUCUGGCUAAAAUGGCAGUCACUUCCUAGCAGUGUGCAAGACACUCUAACACCAUUUCUCACCUCCCGAUAUAUUGUCAAGGAGCUAGGGCAAGUCAAGAUUGAAUACCCAAUCUUUCGCCCCGAUUCCAUGCGGUCUGACAGACUGUACAAUACUUGGUUGAAAGACUUCGUUAUGGAUCUGCUACAGAAACCCCAAAAUAUCCAUGCGGAGUUUAUUUUCGCCCCUCUUCGACGUGCAAUUAAGAUAAGAGAUAAUUCGGUCGCCAGCUUCCUACUUCCAUACCUGGUCUUGCAUGUCAUUCUUGCGGGAACUGAGCAGCAAAGAGAGCAAAUUGGGGGAGAGUUGCUUGGUAUCUUGCAAUAUCAGGUGACGCCCGAGUCUCACAUUAGGAGAGAGGACUUGAAGAUGUGCAGUGAGGUAAGCAAUGUAUUGUUUCUGGACGCUGGUCAGCCGCACAGAGUUGAUGUUCUACUCAACUAUAUCGAAGGUAUGCAUACAUCCACAGUAGCUGCCUCCCGGCUCCUACCUUUUGCUACAGAGGCUUCUUGGGCAACAGGAAGGUGGCUUGCAUUGGAGAAGUAUACGGCAAUGGUUCCGAAAGGAACUGCAGAAGAUUUUAACGUCAGUAUUGGCCAUGCCCUUCUAGCAUUGCAUGCGAAAGAUACCGACCGCUUCACUUCCACUCUUCGAUCACUUCGAGAACAAAUUGCUUGUUCCUUGUCAGUAGCUACUACACCUUCUCUCGCUGCUUGUCACGAUGUUAUGCUUAAAUUCCAUGCUCUCACGGAAUUAGAGAUGAUUGCUGGUACAGACAACCAAAACGCCGACCGAACCAAUGUUCUCGAAUCUCUGAAUAGACGGCUCGAAGUGAUAGGGGCUUACCUUAAUGACAAGCAGUAUCUGCUUGGCAUUCGCAGAGCGGCCAUGCAACUUUCAAGCCUCCAAUUUACGAAGGACGAUAUUGCUUCUGCCUGGCUCACGAGUGCAAGGCUUGCCAGAAAAGGAAACGCAAUCCACCAAUCUUUCAAUGCUGUUCUCCAUGCUUCCCAGCUUGGAGAUAAGUCGGCAACUAUCGAGCAUGCACGACUCCUGUGGAAAGAAGGUCACCAUAGGAAAGCAAUUCAAAGUUUGAAGGGUGCCAUCGACAGCGACGCUUUUAUUUCUCAUAACAAGAGUGCCCAGGGAUCAAACUUAACAGGUCUAACAGGUCAAGAUGAGUCUCAUCAAAAUCUCCUUGCCGCAAGAGCUCAUUUGCUGCUUGCAAAAUGGCUCGACAGUGCUGGCCAGACCCAGUCAAGUGCAUUGCGAUCUCAGUAUCAAUUUGCGGCUAAGAAAUAUGCGACGUGGGAGAAAGGGCAUUAUUAUCUUGGCCGCCACUACAAUAAGUUACUGGAGUCAGAAAAGGCUUUGGCCCCAGGGCUUCAGGCAGAGUCCUAUCUUACUGGUGAAACGGCAAAAUUGGUCAUUGAAAACUACUUGCGAUCGUUGUCGUUUGGGACCAAAUACAUAUACCAGACUUUACCAAGAAUACUCACCCUUUGGCUUGAUCUAGGAAGCCAGGUCAAUCAACCACUCGAUGCCAGAUAUGGCAAUUCCAGGGAGUUCCUCACCAGAAUCAUGAACGGACGAAAUGAUCAACUGGCACAGUUACAUAGCCGCUUUACGAAAUACAUUCAAAAGAUGCCCGCUUACAUCUUCUACACCGCGCUUCCACAAAUCGUUGCUCGGAUUGCCCAUCCGAAUGCAGAAGUCUACAAAUUUCUGAGUCAGAUCAUCUAUAAGGUCGUAGAUGCGCACCCACAGCAGGCUUUAUGGACUCUUCUAGCAGUGAGCACCUCCAUGCAAGUCGAUCGCAAAAAUCGUGGCGUCCAUAUUAUCCAGCAACUUCGGAACAACAAUAGGAAGGCACAGCCAGGCACUCUUGAUAUAAAGACCAUGAUCAAAAGCGGCGAACGUCUCACGGACCAACUUCUCAUGGUAUGUAAUACCGGGGAUUUUCAGGGGAACCGGACUUCUAUGGCAAGCAUAACCAAAGAUCUUCGCUUUAAUCACAAGAUAUGUACUCCAAGUCCGCUUGCUGUGCCGAUCGAGAGUGUCUUGACAGCAACACUACCUACGCUCACGGAUAGCAUAAAAGGACACAAAGCAUUCUCCCGAGACGUCGUGACAAUCUCGUCAUUUUUGGAUGCAGUUUUGGUACUCAGUUCGUUACAGAAGCCGAGAAAGCUUACCGCGCGUGGUUCAGAUGGCAGGAACUACGGUCUCCUUUGCAAACCCAAAGAUGAUCUUCGAAAAGACCAGCGUCUGAUGGAAUUCAACAGCAUGAUUAAUCGCUCACUCAAGCGGGAUGCGGAAUCGAGCAGACGCCAACUAUACAUCAAGACUUAUGCAGUCACACCAUUGAAUGAAGAAUGUGGCAUCAUCGAAUGGGUAGACGGGCUAAAGACCCUUCGCGAUAUCCUACUCGGUCUCUACAAGCACAUGGGUAUCUCUCCCAACUACCGCGAGAUUGAGGUAUUUUGCGAAGAAGCUACGAAAGGCGAUGACAAAAUUGCAUUCUUCACGGAAAAGGUCCUCAGGCAAUUUCCCCCUGUCUUUCAUCUCUGGUUCGUACAGCAAUUUCCAGAGCCAUCUGCAUGGUUUGCCGCUCGCAUCCGAUACACUCGGUCUUGUGCAGUCAUGUCCAUGGUUGGGACUAUUCUUGGUCUGGGCGAUCGGCAUGGUGAGAAUAUUCUUUUUGAAGAGGGCAAUGGCGGCACUUUCCACGUCGAUUUUAAUUGUCUCUUUGAUAAGGGGCUCACCUUCGCCAAGCCUGAGCGUGUUCCUUUCCGUUUGACGCACAACAUGAUUGAUGCGAUGGGUAUUUACGGCUAUGAAGGCCCAUUCCGUAAAUCAUCGGAAUUGACGUUGAAGCUCCUGCGUCAACAUGAGGAGACAUUGAUGACCAUUUUGGAGGCCUUCAUUUACGACCCGACGCUCGAUCUGUUGGCAAAGAAGGAUAAGAAGCCGAAAAGGGAGAGCGCUAUCACCGUACCACAUACUGCUCAAGGUGUGCUUGACAAUAUUCAAAGGAAAGUCCGCGGUUUGUUGGCUGGUGAGAGUGUACCACUUGGGGUCGAGGGCCAGGUGGAUGAGUUGAUCAAGCAGGCGACGAAUCUGCGCUUCCUGGCAGGGAUGUAUAUUGGAUGGUGCUCAUUCUUUUAAAUACUGACCACAUAAACAUUACAUGUAACUGAACCCAGCCCGUUCCAUGAAUAGGAUGGAUACACCCUGUGUAACACAUCUAUCUAUAUUCUGCUGUUGGUCGAGAGUAAUUCGUCGAAGUUCACGGUCUGGCAACAUCCAUAUCAAGGGGCGAUAAGUUGAGGCUGGACUUCAUAUCUUGCUUAAUAGACUACCGGCACAAAGUUAAGAGGCUCAGCUAGAGCGGGGAUUAUCUGGGUUCAGGACGUUGGGAAAGCUAUAGAGUGGUUCAUUAAAGUUCAUUUUAGAUGUCAUGAAUCGGGUCUUCUAAAUCAAUC
Molecule: messenger RNA, 6539 nt
Organism: Amorphotheca resinae ATCC 22711
Lineage: Eukaryota; Fungi; Ascomycota; Leotiomycetes; Helotiales; Amorphothecaceae
Exons: 12
Coding region: 28-6222 (2064 amino acids)
Biological process (GO): protein phosphorylation; DNA damage checkpoint signaling; telomere maintenance
Cellular component (GO): nucleus
Molecular function (GO): protein binding; protein serine/threonine kinase activity
Source: RefSeq, a predicted model, not a curated record